AUGCAGAUGGAACCAAAACCUAUCUCCGAAGAUGUUCUUAAAUUACUCUACGCGCUUUUUAUUUCAAAUUGUCCACAUCUUACAAAAAAUGACUGGAACUCCGGCUCCAUACGUAUAUUUACCGAACUCGAACUUGCUCACUGGCAUUAUCUCGAUAAUUAUGUCAACGAUAUGACAGAAUUUGGUGUUGACAUGUUUGGAAUGUGCAAAGCAAUAUUUGAAAGUUUUCCUAAACUUGUUCCCAAUGGAGUUGAUUGGAUUCAAAAGUAUAAACUUUGGAAAGCAAGCCGUGUGUCUGCGCACACGGCAGGUGCAGUUAUAAUCGAUGAGGAUUUUGAAAUGGUCCUUCUUGUUCAGGGUUUUAAUAGCAAAAGAUGGACAUUUCCCAGUGGAAAAGUAGCUGAAAAAGAAACUCUUCGAGCCUGUGCUGUUCGGGAAGUCAUGGAGGAGGUUGGCCUGGAUAUUGAACACAGGAUAGUUGAUAACUUGUUUAUGGACGUAUUUGUUGGUGAUACACGACAUCGUGUCUAUAUUGUGGAGGGUUUUCCAAAGAUAAGAAAUCUACGACCCUCAACUAAGAAUGAAAUUGAGGUUAUAACCUGGUUUAGCCUUUCCCAAUUGAAUAUGGAUAUUACGAGUUCCAAUUCGAAGUGCUCAGAAUUCCUUCUUGUUGCGCCCUUUAUUUUAUCCCUGCAACAAUAUGUCCAUCAUCGGAAGUCAGGUUCGCCUCCAAUACAAGCGCUGAAAUGUAGUUGGAAAUCCAAGAAUCGACGACAAAACCAAUCUAACCAACCCUUACUUUCAAAUGCGUCGGCUUUCUCACCUUAUGUUGGUCAAAAUCAACCUUACCGCACGCAGUCCACUGAUCGCACUGGUCCUAAAAGCUCCAAACGUAGAACUCAAUCUCAUGCUGUGCAAUCUCGGCCAAAUCAACCAGGACAGAAUCGUGCCCAACAAAGGAGCAUUUUGAAAGUCGACCCCUCCAAAAAUUCGAGUAGUAUUUUCGGUGGACAAGUUUCUAUCAACGCCGACGUUCUUAUUAACAUCAUAAAAAACUACGCUUGA
Messenger RNA from Rodentolepis nana, 1065 nucleotides. NCBI's taxonomy places the organism in Eukaryota, Metazoa, Platyhelminthes, Cestoda, Cyclophyllidea, Hymenolepididae. The record is from the annotation of a GenBank genome assembly.